GCUGAUACAGCUCAGGCUACAGCCAUUUAACAUAACUGAUGGUAGGAAUUUAAAUACCUCAGGGAGUAAAAGAGCUCAACUCGAGCAGCGCUUCGUCAAAAAGACGUCAUCCAGCCAACCACGUCCACAGUGUUUGCGACUCUUCAGACCUGCAGCAGUCGGUGUCGGAGCUUCACCUCAUCCUCCCAACAACAACAUCCCCUCCCAAAACCCCCACUCUGCCGCCAGCCCUUUCCUCUCCCCACUUUUCCCCCAGGGAACAUUCUUCUGCAGACCACAUUAAAAAAAACAACGAGCUAUCGGCUCAGAAGAGAAGGAAAUCUGUGCGUUGUGUUCUUCAGCACCAGGGAUAGAGAGAGCAAGGAUCGACAUGGCUCCGAUUGUAGAGAGCGGGGACAGCCUUGAUGGUAUACCUGCUCUUAUAGGGAUAGCCAGUGCGUUUGCCCUGAUAUUUACGAUGUCCAUGUUUGCGUGGAUCUGUUGUCAACGCAAAUCUUCAAAAUCUAAUAAAACCCCUCCCUACAAAUUCGUUCACAUGCUGAAGGGAGUCGACAUAUACCCUGAGAAUCUUAGCAACAAAAAGAAAUUCGGGGCCGAUGACAAAUCGGACUCUAAAGACAAGGAAUCUUCAAAAGCCAAACUGCCAAAGAACUCGCUCCAUUUAGACCUGGAGAGCCGUGAUCAGAAUGGAAAUUUCACGAAAACUCCAGCCAAAGUCCGGAGCUCCCCAGAAAUCGAGAGCGUUCACCCCAAGGCAUUUUCAGAAGGCGAGAAUAACAGUGUAUCAUCCGAGACCUCCGCCUCGGACAAGUCAUUGGCUCCUUCUGAAGAGGAAAACCGUGGACCCAAACUGGGAUCCUUGAGAUUCUCCUUAAAGUACAACUUGGACAAGAAGGCGUUGCUGGUGAACAUUAUAGAAGCCCGCGGUUUGCCAGCCAUGGACGAGCAGUCCAUGACCUCUGAUCCUUACAUUAAAAUCUCCAUCCUGCCAGACAAGAAGCACCGAGUCAAAACACGCGUCCUCCGGAAAACCCUGGACCCGGCUUUUGACGAAACGUUCACGUUUUACGGCAUCCCUUACAGCCAAGUGCAGGACCUGUCUCUUCAUUUCCUAGUGCUGAGUUUCGACCGGUUUUCGAGAGACGAUGUCAUCGGCGAGGUGUUGGUGCCGAUGUCAGGAAUCAAUCUCACGGAAGGAAAAGUGCAGAUGAACAGGGACAUCACCAGGAGAAACUGUCGGAAAUCAGUGGGUCGUGGAGAAUUAUUAGUGUCCCUUUGCUAUCAAUCUACCACCAAUACCCUGACUGUUGUUGUACUAAAAGCUCGUCAUCUGCCGAAAAAUGAUGUGUCUGAAUUAUCAGCUGCUGACCCUUACGUCAAAGUCAACCUCUACCAUGAUAAGAAAAGAAUAUCAAAGAAAAAGACCCAUGUUAAGAAGUGCACCCUGAAUCCAGUGUUUAAUGAGCUCUUUGUCUUUGACAUUCCAUGUGAGGGGAUUGAAAACAUCAGUGUUGAGUUCCUGGUCAUUGAUUUUGACAGAAUGAUGAAGAAUGAAAUUAUUGGGCGCCUCGUGCUGGGAACAUCAGUAGAAGGGACAGUAGGAGAGCAUUGGAGGGAGAUCUGUGAGCAUCCAAGGCGACAAAUAGCCAAAUGGCAUUGUCUGAGUGAUGGUUAGCAUCAAAAUGGAGGGUUGGACUUUAUUGUUUGGUAGGCAAGGAACAAGCUGUGCAUUAACCAACCCAAAGCCUUUCUGAAGAAUUUUCAAUUUAUACUAAAUAUACAUAAUUUGUACAUCUGAUUGUGGUAAAUAUUGUGAUCUGUACUGUAUAAGAUGAUGUGGCAUUGCUCUCUUGUUUGCUAACAUUAUAAAUAGAUUCAAGGUAGCUAGUAGAAUGGUAGGCAUGUAUGUUCGCAUUUUGUGUGGCUGUUCACAUUAGGGAGUAUGUUUCUGGGGAUUAAACUUUUAGGAUGUAAGAAGCAUUUACAAUUUGCUGAUAUCUUUUGCAAUGGAAGCCCGUAACACUUUGAGUGAACUGGGGAUAUCUGAAGUAAAGCCAUUCCAAUGUUUGUAGCUCAAGAAGCUAAACAAAUAUAUAAACAGGUUAUGUGUUGCCUUAAUGUUCAAAUAUAUUGGAGGGGAAGAGUCCAGGUAGCACAGUUGUUUUGUUGCUUUCCACACCUGGUUAAAUGAAAUUAUCUAUGAGCUAAGGUGAAACAUUAGCUAAUAUCGAAAGUUUUACCAAGUUUCUGUCACCAAUGACCCAAAACACAACACGCCACUAAUAUAUUAACAGUUGAAAUUGUUAUCAUUGUCAUUCAAAAAGGUGUUGGGCAUAGCUAGAUAUGUUGACAUGGCCAGUGAUAAAAUAUCAUCAUUUUGCAGUGGGAUAUGCUUUCCUAAAGUUGAAAUAAUUGUAGUAUGGAGUAAAAUUUACAGUAAAUUUAAUUGUGAUGUAUUUGACCUAGUAUUUCUUGAUAGUACUCCAUAGAUGCUGCCUCAUCCACUGAGUUUCUCCAGCAUUUUUGUCUAAGCUAGUAUUUCUUGAUAUCACUUCCUCAUACCCAAAAUCAGAUGUGUUCCAUUUAUAGCUUGGACAUCUCUCCAUACAAGAAGCACAGUAUUUACCCCUAAACUAUUUGUUUUAAAUGAAUUGUGGUAUCAUAAAUGAUUGACAACAUGAAGAAUGGCAAUUCAUAUUAAUAGAUUUUAUAUUAUAGUUUCAUCCAUUUUCAGAUCAUUGGGGCAUUUAAAUGCACUAUCAUUUAUACAUUGUAUUAUUUUGUAUGGAACAUAUAUAUAUCAAUAGUGCCAUCUACAUAGCAGCUGUAUCUGGGAAGCAGUGGCAUACUAAAAUUAAUAUUAUUUUAUUGCAAAAGUUGUUUCUGUGUGAUUUCAUGAUGCCAUAGAAAUAAACAAGUUAAUGUUGUGGUUAAAAUAGAUGCACAUAAGGUUCACUAAAUCUGCUCAUAGGCUAAUUCAAAAUACAAAGGAAAAAUAAUGUUUUUUCUUCUGCCUUCACCAAAGCUUCAUAACACUGCAGAUUGAAGUAAGUACACAGUGAAGAAUUGUGGCAUAUCCCAAAAGGCUGACCUGAAAAGCUAAGAGGAAAGAUGGUCAGCAUCACAGUCAGGAUAUAAUUAUACUCCAUUACAUUUCAUACAUGUUAUUUUCACCAAAUCUUUUUUGCAAGUUAAAAAAUUAUUGAUUUUUAAUAGGAAACCAUACACAUGGUGGACUGAUUUCAAUUACGUCAUGAUAUUUCUUUAUUUAUUGAAUUGUGACAAAUCCUCUCCAAUAUUACUUUGAGAAAAUGCCAUUAUAUGUGAUGUAAGUGAGCUCUUUUCAGAGCAAAUUUGGUAAAAGGUAGGCCACUGAAAGAAAGGUAUAACUGUUUUAUCUAUCCUUUUAUAGCAUCAGGUUGAACAUAUUGUUAUAAAUAUGGUCUCAUUUGGUUCCAUUCUGAAACUACAGUACAGUCAUCCAGCUUGUGUAAAUCAUGCUACUGUAAAUGCAUUGUGAACCAUGCAUUUAUUAUGCAUGAUGCUUUAAACUAGAUCUCAGUGACAGGUGUAGGAGAGCAUGUAGUAUAUUUAAUGAUUAAGUAUACUAUUGAUGCAACCCUAAAAGAUGCAGGAACAGAAUGCAACUUUAAAAUCAUUAGUUACUACCAAGGAAAUGAUACAGAAUGAGAGUAAAAAGUGAUUAUAGCUUUCAGAAUGAUGCUAUUUGAUCUUGAAUGUCAAUGCAUUUAGUGAAUUGAAUUUUUUCUGUCACUGAUCCUUAUAGUUCCAGGAAAAAUCAUUGCUUGAAACAUUAAUGAGCACUCAGUACCAUUAUUGAUCUCUUCACUUUGAAUCUUAAUGGAUCAAAUUUUGAGUGACCAUAUGUUGCCAUUUAUGUUUACUAUAUAUGGCUUCCAUUUUCUUGUUAUGUUUAGCAUUAUAUGUUUGCGUUUUUUUUUAAAGAGAAAAGGGCUCCAAAUAUCUUUAAGCUGCUUUGGGCAUGCACACUGCCAGAGACCAAAUUUCUUGUAUUUUGAUGGAAACAUCAAGCCAGGCUCACUUUAGGGAUUAGGAAUACUUUGUGAAAAGGUGAUCUGUAGGGUAACAUUAUAUGCAUUUUGUAGAAUAAAUAUGAGGGGAAAUGUUAGAUAAAAUAUACUUUUGUAGUAUAGGAAUAAGUGGUUGUGUUUACAAUUGUUCAGAUGAACAUUUUAGCACAGAUGAAUUUGGCUUGGCAAGAUUGAACAGAUCAAAGGGAAUCUGAAGGCACUGCAUAAAGACAUGUUACCAUAAUUCAGCCAUCUGGAAAUAUAUUACUAAGCUGAAGACCUUGUGCUACCAUGCCUAUUCAUUGCUAUGCAGGAUGGGAUUACAAGUCUCACCACAUGGGAAAAGAUAAGUCUGCCUGAAGCUACUUCAGUAAUCAUAAGUUCUAUUGGUAUGUGCAAUUUAAGGAAUUUAUGUUAUUUUUAUAGUUUCUCAUUUUUUAAACUUAAUAAACUAUGUUAAACCAGGUUAGAAUGUAAUCAUUAGGCUAGAAUUUUAAAUUAUUAUUGAUUGUCAAAUUAAAUCAAAUUUUCUUCAAAUGACACCAAUCCAUCAAUAAAUGCUUGAUUUUAACAAUUAUUCAGUGCUGGUAAGUCUUCAAUCACGUAUCGGAGAACUUAUUAACUCAGCAGAAUCAUAGAACAACCACUUACAAACUGCUAGAGUUUAAUUGAAAUGUUGUCUCAGUUUUGGAUCUGAUAAAUAUAUCAAAAAUUAGAAUUUGUUUUAAUUUAAUUUCACAUUUCAGAAUUACAUAAAAUACUUUUACCCCAGUGAAUUUGAAAUGUUUCAUGUUAUCAAAUUUUAAUUUCACAACAUUGUUCAAAGCAUUGCAAUUGCAGUUGUAAUUUUUGUAAAAUAGUUUUGAAUAAUUUUGAAAAUUGUAACUGUGUGUGGUUUGAAAUGAUGAUGUGUGGCAAACUACUUACUCAAAACCUCCAGCAUUAAAGGUUGCAGAAUUAUAUAUAUCUAUACGGUGUAAUUCUGUAUACGUAAUAUGUUUUGUAUGUUGCAUUACAAUGUGUUUACAAUCAAUUAAUUAAAAGAAUGCGCACAUUCACAUAUUGUGGUAGUAAUGUAAAUUACUGGCGACAAUUGUAUUUAAUACUUCUUUGUGCUGUUGAUGUAAGAUUAUGGUGCACAAGUUUUCUUUUCCAAUCAAAACUUUAAAAAAAGUUGAGAAAAUGUUGCCAUUCUGCUGAGGUCUUGUGCCCUUGUGUUCUGUGUGUGUUAAAAAAUAAUAAAGCACUACAUGAAUUGA
This is a messenger RNA of Leucoraja erinaceus (little skate), 5311 nucleotides long. It is a transcript of the gene syt4, whose product is annotated as synaptotagmin IV. Gene Ontology annotation, molecular function: phosphatidylserine binding; calcium-dependent phospholipid binding; clathrin binding. NCBI's taxonomy places the organism in Eukaryota, Metazoa, Chordata, Chondrichthyes, Rajiformes, Rajidae. Gene Ontology annotation, biological process: regulation of dopamine secretion; calcium-ion regulated exocytosis; cellular response to calcium ion. The record is from RefSeq and is a predicted model, not a curated record. The coding region runs from base 371 to 1675 and encodes 434 amino acids. Gene Ontology annotation, cellular component: membrane; axon; synapse. The transcript has 4 exons.